This is a messenger RNA of Salvelinus sp. IW2-2015, 581 nucleotides long. It is a transcript of the gene ttc36, whose product is annotated as tetratricopeptide repeat domain 36. The record is from RefSeq and is a predicted model, not a curated record. Lineage: Eukaryota; Metazoa; Chordata; Actinopteri; Salmoniformes; Salmonidae. Gene Ontology annotation, biological process: cilium assembly. Gene Ontology annotation, molecular function: protein binding.
ACAGUGGCUUUGAGGUGGGGCUGCUUCAGCAGGUCAAAGACCUGGAGAUGGAGGGGGUCACAGCAGCAGAGGCUGGGGAUCUACCCACAGCCCUGGAACGGUUCAGCCAGGCCAUAGACACACUGCCGCAGAGAGCCUCUGGCUACAACAACAGGGCCCAGACCAGACGACUCCAGGAGGACACAGAAGGAGCCCUAGAGGACCUGGAGCGUGCCAUCGCUCUGAGUGGGGGUGUAGGGCGUACAGCGUGUCAGGCUCUGGUCCAGAGAGGCCUGCUGCUGAGGCUGGCCUGCCAGGAUGAUAAGGCCCGGGAGGACUUCGAGAGGGCAGCCGUCCUGGGCAGUGAGUUCGCCCGGCAACAGGUAGUGGUUCUGAACCCGUACGCUGCUCUCUGCAACCGCAUGCUGACGGAGGUCAUCAACAAGCUACGCAACCCGGAGGUGUCAGAGACACAGUAGUCAAAGGACAGGGCUUACCACCCCAACACUGGCAAACCAAAUACAUUUGUAUCACUUGUGCAUGCAUUAAAUGUUGUCUUGAGAAAUUAAUUAAUAAACGUUUACGUUUUAUUGAAGGUGAAA